Messenger RNA from Liolophura sinensis, 5491 nucleotides. RefSeq names its product glycine receptor subunit alphaZ1-like. Gene Ontology annotation, molecular function: transmembrane signaling receptor activity; extracellular ligand-gated monoatomic ion channel activity. Gene Ontology annotation, biological process: monoatomic ion transmembrane transport. Gene Ontology annotation, cellular component: membrane. Lineage: Eukaryota; Metazoa; Mollusca; Polyplacophora; Chitonida; Chitonidae. The coding region runs from base 84 to 1361 and encodes 425 amino acids. The transcript has 8 exons. The record is from RefSeq and is a predicted model, not a curated record.
UCAUGUGGGUGAUGUUUCUAUGCGUUUAACGGUCAUAUGAUUACCAAGGCGGAGGUACUGCGGAUAUUUCUCUUACCGUUGAAAUGGAGUUAACCGUCAAAAUGGUGCCACUGUGGUACAUUAUCAGCUGUCUAAUAGGUUCCGCGUACGGAAAAAGUUCUCUUGGAAGAGUUGAGAUGUACAAUCUGUUAUUUGCGGAGAAAUAUUACGACAAGAGUAUACCGCCCAACAUAGAGAGUCGUAAGCCAACAGAGGUUCAGGUAGACCUCUAUGUGCACAGCUUUGAUGCCAUUCGGGAAUCGUCUAUGGACUUCACUGUAAAUAUGCUGCUCUUCCUUGAAUGGACAGAUACCCGAUUAAAGUGGAAGUUCAAUCUUAACUCCACGUACCUGGAACUGGACGUGGCAGCGAUUGGUAGAGCCUGGCUUCCGGACGUUUUCUUCCCCAAUGAAAAAGAGGCUUAUGUGCAUGAAAUUACCUCACCCAAUAAAAUGUUGCGUAUAUACGAAAAUGGAAAUAUAUUCUAUGCCACAAGGGUAUCACUCACGUUAGGCUGUCCAAUGAACUUAAAAAAGUAUCCCUUGGACGCCCAGUCUUGUCCUAUACAAGUUCAAAGCUUUGGCUACUCAGAGUCUAAGGUGACCCUUGUGUGGAGUAACACAACAGGGAGUAAUUCACUUUAUAACGACAAGAUGAAACUUCCCCAGUUUGAAGUAAAGCGAGGGGUAAGGGACUACUGCAACAAAAAAUUUCAUCCCAGAUCAGAUGACCACACUUGUCUGGAAGCGCGCUUUAUCCUGGAGCGGAAUCUCGGCUAUUACCUGGUGCAGAUUUACGUCCCCAGCGUUCUGAUCGUCAUGCUGUCCUGGGUGUCAUUCUGGCUUAAUGUGGACUCUGUACCAGCCCGAAUUUCCCUGGGUGUACUCACCGUGCUCACUAUGACCACACAGACUUCGGCCGCAGGAGCCACGUUGCCUAGAGUCUCCUACACAAAAGCUAUAGACAUCUGGAUGUCCACAUGCUUGAUAUUCGUCUUCUCUGCGCUGAUAGAGUUUGCCGUGGCCAAUGUUCUGGCGCGUGCUUACCAUAGACCCAGUCCGUUCAGCCCAGAGGCUCCGUCAAACGAGACUGCUGGGUACAGUCGAGGAUUCACGAGAGAUCAGCGACACGAGAUGAGGCCAAUCGUGAACCAAGAUGGCAUGACGAAGCUCAGUUUCACCCACAAGUGGUUCCAAGGUUUUGGUGUGAACGGACAGAGAUACGCCCGCAAUCUGGACCUCUUAUCGCGGAUUUUCUUCCCAUUGGUCUUCGGGGUAUUCAACCUAUUGUACUGGGUGUCCUAUAUCCAUGUUAUAACCUAGUCCACUAUAAGCACCAAGGCAUAAGUAUACGCAAGAGGAAUCAGUUUUCCAAAGCGACAAACUGGCAAAGAACGCACGUUUUUCAGGUCAGUGAUUCGCCUGUAAGCAAUGCGCCAAAAUCAACAAGAUUAACCACACACAACGCUAACAUGUACUGCUGCUUAUUGGUGUUACGAUAUGUAAGGCAGGGGUAAAACAUUCGAAGAAUACCUUACCGAAAAAGAAGGCGUGAUUUUGUUAAAUCCCCUUGUCCUCAACACACGUCCCGAAAGCAUCUUAAACGAAACUGCCAAUUGAUCCCUGUGGAAACGAAACAUCGAUUGUAUCAUUGGUUAUAUAUACCUUUCACGAGCAAAUCUGUGUAUGCCAUACCUUUCCGACUAACUUCUGAUAAGGUUGUGAGACACGGAUAUAUGUGACGUUAAACGGAUAUGUUUGGCAUUACACGGAAAAAAAUGUGUGACGUCACACAAAUAUGUGUGGCAUUACACAGAAAUGUGUGGCGUUACACGAAUAUGUGUGGCAUUACAUGGAAAUGUGUGGUGUUACACGAAUAUGUGUGGCAUUACACCAGCGUGGGAUAAAUCGCUGUGUGUCGUCCUACAUAAACUGUAAUACAAUGCGGAGAAACAGUAAAACUAUGGGCACACUGUGAAACAAAAGCCGCGGACCCCUUCAUGUCAGAUUUGCAAUGUUAAGCCAGAGAUGCUUGAACGUUAACAAUAAAUACAUUGACACCGUUCCAACAAAUGCUUUCUGCAAGUGGUGUUUAUCAAAAGCACAUAAAUAUUUCCAAUGGAUAUGUGGGUUUAUAAGAGUGAAAGGUUAUGCUAGAAUUCACCGGAUUGCAAAACGUACCCUACUUUAUCAUGUUGAUGUUGAAAUCCUCUAAAUGUCAGCGAAAGAAAUGCAUAACGAAAACAGGAGUAUUAGGACUAGCCCGGCUGGGAAUCGCAGUAAGGUGCAUAUAAUACUGCGGUGCAUUCAUCCUAUAUUACAUUGCUGGUUUGUGGGUACAGUUAUUUGACGUUAUAAAGGAGACAAAGGCGAAAACUGCCCAGCACAUCAAAACUGUGAGUGGAAUAAGAAAGAAUCAGACUCUUCAUGUUGAGUUGUUAUUCUAGCGAGACGGUUGCAUUGGAUGGAUGAGGACGCUUCAUCUGGAGGACCAAGAAAUCACCGAUGUGUUUGAACUGUGUGUGACAUGAUGUGUAUGGGGAAUCCCCCAAUCUUCUUCAGCUAUACAGGUAAUGGAUAGGUAUGUAUGUCAUAUAGCAGCUUAAAGACAUUGCUUUGAACACGGAUGUGAUCAAGAAACGAACGUAUUGCCCAAACAGUAGUAUUGUUUCACCACUUUCCAAACGCCAGGAUGAUGUUUCGGUUACACAUGCUUCGCACAGUCUGUGGAACUUGUGGAAAGAGUUCCCAGAGUGACAGCUAUAUUCUAACUCCAUGUUUUACGGAGGAUUGUUAUGUUUAUGUUACGCAUGUAGAGAAACUCCGUGGUUUGGUGGUUCCUGGAAGGAUAGCGCAUGUUCUGCGGCCGAUGAACACACGGUGAUUGCUGACGGCUAUGACUGACACUGUCAAUCAUCCAUUCGGGUGGUGACCACGAUUUGCUAAGAAAUGUCUCCGGCAAAUGUCAGCGGUGCAAUACAUAUAUUAACAGGGUUUUAUGUUCACUUACUUGAAAAGACCCAACUAUGACCUUAAUGAAAAUGUAUUAAAUUUUGUAUGAGUGUUAAUAUUGUACACGUAAAGUAAAGUAUAAAUGUCUGUUUACUUUGUGCUUAUCGACGGACUUCCCUCCUUAUCAAAGUAACUACCUGUUAGACGUAAGUGAUGAACGAAGAGUUCGUAUAAAUCUGCUCGUUUAAGGCUGUGCGUUAGAAUCCCCUACAGCAAAUUUAUCUCAAAUGUUCCCCCAUGCCCCCUCCAAAACGAAACCGAUUAUGUUUCAUUAAAGCAAAGUUUUUCUAUAUGCAGAUCACUUACUUAUGCAUACCAUUGUACUAUUGAAAGGAGAUGUUGUACUUCUGUAGUGGCUGUAUUUUGUGUCGCCAUGUUGAGUUUACCAAGUGCCUUUAGGUGGCUCUGGUCCCAGGAGAUAACGUGUACUCCUUGCGUAAAACAGUUCCUGUAUUUUCCUGAUAUAUACAAGACAUAUAAAUGAACGAUUUGUCGUAAAUGAUGUAUAUAUAUAUUAAAUGUAUGACGUAUGGAUACUGACCAAAUGGAUCAAUACCCAGACGUUUUAACCGUCAUAGUAAAUGUUAUAUCACGUUAUCCAGUAAUACAGCGGAGACCUUGUUGCUUUUCCGGAUUAAAUGCGAGAGCGUGUGAUUGACCAGUUUUCCAUAACGUACGUGUGCUCCCUAAAUUAUGUAAGUUCUUAAUUAAAGCUCUGCAACCAUUAUAUCCUCGCCUGCAUUCAAUUGAAUUCUAUAUUUCAUCUCAAACCUGACAGGGAACAGAAUUGUGACUCUCAUAGCUGCAUCCUGCUGACUAAGAGACUCAACCCCACAUGGAACACACCUGUACUUUUCUGUACUCGUUGACUCCCUUCGUAGUCUGCCUUUUUUAGCCAUCCAAGUGUAAUCACACAGAGAACAGACUCGUACUUUCCUGUAUUCUAAUUCCCAUAUUGGUCUGCCUCAUUCAUUCGUCUGUAAGUGAAUCCAACCUCACAAGUUAACAACUAUAUGCUGCAGAUUUAAAAAAACACAACAACAACAGGAAAAUGUUAUGCAAGGUUGAUUAGAAACCAAAUUUGGCAAAACUGUUUUUCUAAGCACAAACGGUUGAACAAUCCCUUUUACUAGUGAAAUCAUGUUAAAUCGUACACAGGCAUUCAAAGUUCUAAGAUAAGUGACCCUGAAGUAAAGCCGAAGUGUAGUUGUAUAAAAAUGUUACAUUUUCAAAUAUGUUGACAAAAUGACAAAGUUUAUCAAAUGGAGAAAUACGUGCAUAAAUGUGUGACGUGUGUCAGAUGUAAUAUGGAAAUUUUAAGACCGAUCUAUCUUGUCGCCAAAGGUAAAGGUAAAGACAAUAAGCUGUAUAAUGUGACUUGUCAGGAAUGUUUUGAUCAACAUUAUUUCACUGACCACCUGUCUCGUCGUGUUUUGGAGGCACAAAUGGCACCCCUUUCCACCAGGAACUUAUUAUGUUCACAAACACUAUAGUAUGUGCAAUUAGAAAUAGUUGCCUGAUGCUUCUGACAGUUUGCAUGCUACAGUAGAGCAAUAUUGCCUUUAAUGAUUAAAAAGCUCGAAUUUGAAACUCCCUUAUUAUUGACAGUUUGGGGUUUGUUCAUAUACAACUUUCUUUGGAAGGUUACGGUGUUAUUUCUGAAUGUUUCCUCUACUUGAAACGCUGACAAGUGUCAUCUGACUGAAUGAUAUUGUGUUUAAUACGGCACAAUAAAUCAAUCAAAUAAAUGUGUUAUUUAUAAAAUAAAUAUAUGCAAAACAUCCAUGCGACAUAGGAGAAUGGUAAAAGUGUUGCUAGACGAUAUAAAGGUUAUCGCGGGUCCGUGGGAUUAGACACAUGUUUGUGCUACGUGGUUUGCCACUCCCAUCUGCAUGGAGUAGGGUACUACCUGGUCCAGAUAAAAAUUCACCAUCCACUCUAUAAAAACAAACCUGUUAAACUGAGACAUGGCUAUGAGUUUUUUUGGAGUAAUGACGAAAUAGUUUAUGUUUGUGUUGCAAACAAUUACGCUACGUAUUCCAUCUGGUUCUGUUAUUUCAACAGAACAUAUUAUUGUCUUGUCCAUAAUAUAACAUAAUGUUACAUUAACAUAUAAUGUACUCUACAAUCACUAAAAAACACAAUAUUAUGUUAGAUUCAACAGAUUAGCUUUAGAGUGUAGUAGUGGGAAUAUUACACUUUUUAAAAUAACAACAUAUGACCUAUUUGAACAGCUUACAUUGUUAGACCAUGUUACACUAAUAUGUAUACAGUCUAUCGCUGUUAUAUUUGUCAUUUAUCUUACUAUAUAGUAAGAAUAAAGUUGUGAAGAUGUAUGGUAUAAUAUAUGGUAUGAAAGCGUGAACAACAGACCAAGCUGUAUGGUUAGUAGCUACAGAUAUAGCUAUUGUCCUUUGUACCAGUGUUAAAACCCAGUGACG